Uncinocarpus reesii 1704 is the source of this 1548-nucleotide messenger RNA. RefSeq lists its product as uncharacterized. Gene Ontology annotation, cellular component: mitochondrion. Lineage: Eukaryota; Fungi; Ascomycota; Eurotiomycetes; Onygenales; Onygenaceae. The transcript has 3 exons. The record is from RefSeq and is a predicted model, not a curated record. Bases 1 to 1548 code for a protein of 515 amino acids.
AUGAAUGAUGAACUCUUCACGUACACGUCUGGUCGGUUCCUUUACAACGAACAGCGUCGCCUUGAGGAACGACAGAUUGAUUUUAAUGUUGCUGCUUUGAAGCAUGCUGCUGAACAACAUGUCAGACGAGGUAAAAUCAUCAAUCUGCAAAAGCUUGCUGAAGGAGGGUUUAAUCGGGUAUUCCUCCUUACAACAGAAGAUGGGUUUCAGGCCAUUGUCAAAAUUCCCUACAGGAUAACUGUUCCAAAGUACUAUGCUACUGCCAGUGAAGUGGCCACAACAGACUUCCUACAGUCAAAGGGAAUUCCUGUCCCACGCAUACUUGGCUGGUCUGCUGAUUCGAACAAUUCUGUUGGGGCUGAGUAUAUUAUCAUGGAAAAGUCCUCUGGAAUCCCAUUAGAAACGAGAUGGUUUAACCUAUCAAAGCAAGAACGGCACUAUCUUGUGACGAGUUUGGUUGACACUGAGAAAAAGAUCUUUGACAUUCCAUUCGGCCAUUUUGGCAGCGUAUAUUAUAGGAAUGACAUCCCGUCAAACCUUCAACAAGACCUCUUCGCAGAGAGCACUGAUCCAGCCAUGUCAACUGCAUAUGAGCAGUUUUGCAUUGGCCCUACGACUGAUUAUAUGUUCUGGUACGGCAAACGUGCAGAAAUGGGAAUAGAUCGCGGGCCCUGUAAUGAUUUCCCACCCGGUUCUCUGCUGAGUGAAGGGAAAACACCAAAGGCGUACUUGGCCGCAAUUGGAAAGCGGGAACGUGAGUGGACAAAAAGACAUGGUAAACCUCGCCCUGUCCGGUUUCCCCAUGUUGUCAACUUUGAAGGCAUCAACUCCCCACACGACCACAUCCAGCUCCUGGAUCAAUUCAUGGCUGUCACCCCAUACCUACUGGGCGGCGAUCCACACAGUGAGCUAAACCGUCCUACUUUGCGCCAUCCAGGGCAUCCCCCAAUGCUCCAAAGCCCUGAUCACCCUCCACCACAAACACUGGAGAAACCGGUCCUGCCAGAUGACUAUGACUCACUCAGCGCCGAGGAAAAGUCUCAGGUGGAUGAGCUACACAGACGCAGAGUGUUAUUUUAUAUUUACAUGGUGUUUACUGGUGGUUUGAAUGAAAGACACCUGUCAGGAAUGAGAGACCCGCGUGUCCUCUUAACACAACAUCUUGUCGAGAGGGCUGAGAAACAAUGGAGCGGAGACAUCUUUAGCCUAAAGGGCGCCCUUAUCCGAAUAGCUGAGAAUUGGGACUAUUUUAGUGCAAGCCUGCCAGAACCAGUCCAGUGCCCCAUAGCUUUCACUAAAGCUGAGAUUGAUAUGCACUAUGAGCGGGAGCCAACUUGGUUUCAAAUGAACGGCCUUGUUGAGUACUGGAAGUCAGAGCUCCAGGGAUUGAGUGAUGAUGGUUGGGUUAGGACUGAAGCUUACGAUGACGUGGUGAAAAAAAAUAUGGAGUUGAAGCGGGUUUUGUUGGAUGGGUCUGAUACGCCGGAGGAGGAGCGAUGCGUUCAAGAGCGAUGGCCAUUUCAGGAUCAUGAAGAGGAAAUUAAUUGA